AUGCAGCCACUCGACGUCUACUCGCUGCCGAAGACCCCCCUGCCCCUCCCCGAGAGCAUCGUCCUGUAUCAGUACGAAGUGUGUCCCUUCUGCUGCAAGGUCAAGGCCUUCCUUGAUUACCACAAGAUCCCCUACGCCUGCGUGGAAGUCAACCCCCUGACCAAGGCGGAGCUGAAGUGGUCAGAGUACAAGAAGGUCCCCGUCGUCGUCAUGGACGGCGAGCAGUUCAACGACUCCUCCGCCAUCAUCUCGCGCCUGAGCGCCAGCGUGGGCCGGGGCGCCGCCACCCCGGCCCCCGCCGCCCCCGGCGGCUGGAGGUCGUGGCUGGGGCAGGGCAGUGCCCCGACGUCCUCCCCGCCCGCCCGCAGCGGCACGCAGGGCUCGUCGGACGAGGAGACAUGGCGGCGCUGGGUGGACUCUCGCUUCGUCCGGGUGAUCACCGUGAACAUCUACCGCAACGCCCGCGAGUCCUGGCAGACGUUUGACUACAUCGCGGAGCACGGGAACUUUGGGUGGGUGCAGCGAGAGGCUGCGCGCGUGGCGGGGGCGGGCAUGAUGUGGGCCCUCAGCGGGCGGCUGAAGAAGAAGUACGGCAUCGACGGUGACUCGCGCAAGGAGCUGUAUGCGGUGAGCGAGCCUGGGCUGACGUCGGACGCAGAGUACUGGGUCCGUGGGUUGCAGGGGCGCACAUUCCACGGUGGCGACGCUCCAGACCUGGCGGACCUGGCAGUUUUUGGAGUCAUUCGCGCGGUGGCUGGGACCGACACGUUCAAUGAUCUCAUGCACGGGACCAAGAUUGGCACCUGGUAUGAAGCAAUGUUCAAGGCAGUGGGUGGGAGUGCCCGCCGCCAUGCCUGA
Auxenochlorella protothecoides is the source of this 858-nucleotide messenger RNA. RefSeq names its product Prostaglandin E synthase 2. The coding region runs from base 1 to 858 and encodes 285 amino acids. Gene Ontology annotation, molecular function: prostaglandin-E synthase activity. Gene Ontology annotation, cellular component: mitochondrion. NCBI's taxonomy places the organism in Eukaryota, Viridiplantae, Chlorophyta, Trebouxiophyceae, Chlorellales, Chlorellaceae. The record is from RefSeq and is a predicted model, not a curated record. The transcript has 3 exons.